Capsicum annuum is the source of this 894-nucleotide messenger RNA. Its product is annotated as chaperone protein HtpG-like. The record is from RefSeq and is a predicted model, not a curated record. Lineage: Eukaryota; Viridiplantae; Streptophyta; Magnoliopsida; Solanales; Solanaceae. Gene Ontology annotation, biological process: protein folding. The coding region runs from base 1 to 894 and encodes 297 amino acids. Gene Ontology annotation, molecular function: ATP hydrolysis activity; ATP-dependent protein folding chaperone; ATP binding. The transcript has a single exon.
AUGGACGUUGAAAUCGAACAAAUCACUUCUCAAGAAAAUCCUCAAAAGCUUCAAAAUAAUAAGGAGGCUAUAACUAAGGAUAAUCCACAUACUGUAGUUGGGACCACAUCUGGAUCUCCAGACUCUGGCAAUAACAAUAGUUCCAAUUCAGACCUCAAAUUUCAUGAAGAUCAGAAUGACGGAGAUGAUGGGAUGGAUGAUUUCGAUGAUGUAUCAAACUAUGAUGAUGAUGAAUGUGAUUACUUGAGUAUGCAGACACAAUUUGAUAAUGUUGAUUUGGCUGCUGGUGUUGAGGCAACUGUUUCUUGGUUAAAUGAACUUGUUUCCAGUUCAAAAGUGUCUUCCCAAGUUAGCUCUUCAAGUCAUCUAGCGGGUACUCUGACAUCAACUCCCACAAAUCCUGAGCAUGCAAGUAGUGGCUUUCCGCAGGUCCCUGCUUCAAGCAGUACUCUGGUGGUGUCUGGAGGGUCAAAUUCUCGUGGAAAGGAAGAGGCUUCUGAAGAUGAGGAGCUUGCAGUUUUCUUGAAGCAAGAUGCUAUGUUAGCAUCUGAAGCUCGAAAAAAGAUGAACAACAUUAAGUUAUAUGUUUGGAGGGUGUUCAUUAUGAAUAACUAUGAGGAGCUUAUGCCCGAGUACCUUCGAUUUGUGAAGGGUGUUGUGGACUCUGAUGAUUUGCCUCUCUACAUAUCUCAUGAGAUGCUACAACAGAACAAGAUUCUCAAGGUGAUUAGGAAGAACCUUGUGAAGAAAUGUAUUGAGAUGUUUAAUGAAAUUGCUAACACCAAGGAGGAUCAACUCGCUGAUAUAUUUACCAAAACUCUUCCAAAAUUCAAAUUUGAAACUCUUCGUGAACAACUUGGAGUUACCAGCAAACAUCUCAAGGAGGAGUGUUGA